This is a messenger RNA of Malaclemys terrapin pileata, 1701 nucleotides long. Its product is annotated as tigger transposable element-derived protein 1-like. Lineage: Eukaryota; Metazoa; Chordata; Testudines; Emydidae. Gene Ontology annotation, molecular function: DNA binding. The transcript is spliced from 2 exons. The record is from RefSeq and is a predicted model, not a curated record. Gene Ontology annotation, cellular component: nucleus. The coding region runs from base 1 to 1701 and encodes 566 amino acids.
AUGAGUCAAAAACGCCGAGCAAGUCAUAGUGGAGUGCCUAGUAGUAGCAGUACCACUAGCAGUAAGAAAACCAGGAAAACCAUUAGUUUGGGUACUAAAUUAGAUGUUUUAAGGCAUUUUGAUGCAGGUGAGCGUGCGGUAGACAUUGCCAUCACUCUAGGUCUCACUCCGACCACUGUGAGAACAAUUCGGAGUAAUGCCGACAAGAUCAGGGCUAGUGCUCGGUGUGUAACACCGCUUAGUGCUACUAAAAUAAGUCGAUCAAGAAGUAGUUUGAUGGAAAACAUGGAGCGUCUUCUCUCAGUGUGGAUAGAGGACCAGAACCAGCGGAACAUACCUCUAAGUUUGCCUGUGAUACAAGCUAAGGCAAAAAGUUUGUAUGACAAAUUAAAGAGAGACCAAGGUGAAGGAUCACAGACAGAGAUGUUCAUGGCAAGUCAGGGAUGGUUUGAUCGGUUCAAGAGGCGCUUCCACCUGCACAACAUGAAGAUGUCCGGUGAGGUGGCUAGUGCCGAUACUGCAGCAGCUAAAAAUUUCCCCGAGUAUCUCAAGAAAAUAAUUGAGGAAGGAGGCUAUUCGCCUAAGCAAGUCUUUAAUGUCAAUGAAAUGAGCCUCUACUGGAAGAUGAUGCCUGAACGAACUUACGUUUCCCGAGAGGAGAAGACAGCGCCUGGAUUUAAAGCAGCUAAAGACCGCCUAACCUUGCUUCUAGGUGGUAAUGCUGCCGGAGACAUGAAGAUGAAACCGCUGACAGUGUACCAAUUUGAAACACCACGAGCUCUCAAGGGAUAUUCAAAGGAAGACCUUCCGGUCAUUUGGAGAUCCAAUAAGAAGGCAUGGAUAACUGGAGCUAUUUUUUCAGAAUGGCUGACUCUCUAUGCCGUCCCUGCAUGGAAGGAAUACUGUGCCAACAAAAAUCUUGAUUUCAAGAUUUUAUUACUUAUUGAUAAUGCACCAGCUCAUCCAAUCAAUCUGGACGACCUGUGCGAAAACGUUAAAGUUGUCUUUCUGCCACCUAACACCACAUCACUCAUCCAACCUAUGGACCAGGGAGCCAUUGCUGCAUUUAAGGCAUAUUACUUACGCCGUACUUUCGAGCAGCUCAUCAGAGGCACUGACGGAGAAGGCAAGCCUACGAUUCGGCAAUUUUGGCGUGACUACAACAUCCUCAAGUGCAUCAAUAACAUCGGUGAGUCCUGGGCUGAAGUUACUCAGGCAUGCAUGAAUGGUGUGUGGUGGAAGUUGUGGCCUGAAUGUGUCAAUGACAUAAAAGGAUUUAAAGAUGUUGUUCCUGCUAUGAAGAAAGAUAUUCUCAACUUGGCCAAGAAAGCGGGUUUUGAUGAGGUGGAAGAAGCCGACGUUACACAACUUCUGCAGUUACAUGGAGAAGAGCUAACCAAUGAAGUUCUGAUGCAACUAGACAUGAUGAGAGCAAUGGAAGACAUGGGCCAAGAACUAAAAGAACCAACCCAUCGAAAUUUGACUGCCAAACGUCUUUCUGAAGCUUUCCAAAUGAUUGAAGCUGGCUUGCAGAUCCUUAGUGAUGAUGAUCCUGACAGAGAACGCAGUUCCAAAGUGAUUAGGGGAGUUGGUCAUCUAAUGACUUGCUAUAAAGAAAUUUACCAAGAAAAAAAAAGGAAAGCAAAACAACCAUCUCUAGAUACGUUUUUUCGAGUUGUGACGUUGAUUGAUGCUGCAUGA